Messenger RNA from Symbiodinium sp. CCMP2456, 5700 nucleotides. The record is from the annotation of a GenBank genome assembly. NCBI's taxonomy places the organism in Eukaryota, Dinophyceae, Suessiales, Symbiodiniaceae.
AUGGAUGACUUCCAGGUAACCUGUAUUGUGACAGCUCAUCAAGGCGACUUGGAGGCGUCAGCACAGCUUCACAUCCUUGCUUCUAACUUCAUGGUCUACGAGAGUUUGGCCCUCGUCGUGGCCGGCGGCAAGAAGAGCUUUCCCGCUCGCUUCCAUCGUUCAGCGGCUCCGGGAGGCCUGGCUCUCGCGUGCCUUCCGACUCCAGAGCGAGCACCAUGGCAGCUGGAAGCCGACGGGUCCUUGACCGUCGAUGCUUCGCGGAGAUCCAGAACAGGGCUCACCAACCUCACCUUGCCAUGGCUCUCAUCGGCGCCGGGGGGCCUUUGCCAGGUCCGGAAUGCCUCCAACCAGACAUUCAGCGUGCUGGUCCUUCUGCCAGAGACAUGGGCCAAGAUUGAAUAUCCACAUGACACUCUGUAUGUGACGCCCGGCACCAGCUUCGGGCCGGCCCUAAACCCAAGCAGCGGGGGCGAGGGCCACGUAGCACCAACCCGCUUUUCAGCUCACUGCGAAGCGAAGACAGUGGCCAUUGAAGUUGUUUUCGACGAGCUGACAGGCGUAGCAUCCGCUGCUGGAUUCACGCUGUUUCAUCUGAAUGUGCAGACGGGGGCAUUGAAGUUGGCCCCAGAGGAAAGAGUCUCAAAACUCUUGGAUGGAGUGCAAUCGAAGUCUCACCGAGGGCGUCUGGAGCUGUCCUGCAAGAUCUUUGGACUCUUCGAAUGGCAAGUCGGGGUGCCUGUGCCGCCUAUUCUUGCGACCCUGGACGUGUUGGUGCAGGAUUCAACCUGCUGGCAAGAUACGCAAAUUCCCGAGGCACAUGUGGUGCAGACUCUCAGCGGUAUUUCAGAAGGAGACUGCCGUGGAGCUUGCCGCUCGGAUGUGCGAUGCGGGGCCUACAACUGGCAGUCAAAGAAAUGUAAUUUCCUUGCUCCGUGCGGCCCGAAUCCCGUUGCGGACUGCCAGCUCUUCACGGCGUACGUGAAGAUCACGAACUGUAGCGCUGAGCACACGUGCCUGAACCUAACCGGCUCGAAGCCAGUAUGGCUCUACAGUGGCCUCUUCUGUCCCAUCGCCUUCGAGAGGGCCGUGGUCGCUUCGGCAGGAUGGGUCUUCCGGAAGAGUGUGGCAACGCCGCAAGAUGUGUUCUAUUUGGCUCCCGAGACGAGCGAAGCCGCCAAGUGCGACGGUGGGCUUCUGUUGAUCAGGAGCAACAGAACCUGGGAUUUCGAGAAUACAAGCUCCAAGUACAUCGAGCUCUUUGGCGAGCACGUUGCUUGCCUCACGGCAGAUGUUCCACACGGCGUCGUGCAGGCCACCUUUGACAAAGGCAGGCAGGACUUGAAGAUCAAGAACGAGCAGACCUUCAUCGGCAAAGGCCUGCAGCUGACUUUGAAGCCGCAGGCGUGCCAGGCUCCGGUCCUGUCGCCAGAGAUGUCAGAAGCGCUGAUGGUCGACGAUCCGAGCACCACCACGGACAUGGACUAUACUCUCCAUGCUUGCGACUGCUUUCCCCAGAGCUGGACGGGCGACCCGGUGACUCCCAAGAGCGCUGGCCAGCUGCCGCCGGGCAGUGACAACGAGUACGUGCCGUUGGCCAUUGACAUUGCCAGAGGCUCGCUGGUUUGUGAGCAGGAGUCCUUGCUGGCGUUGUACAUGCUCGAUGCAACGCGCCAGGAGGAAUGUCACCAUGCCUGCCAGCUAAACACCAGCUGCCGAUUCUUCUGGGUCGGCUCAGCUGCUGCAGUUUCACAGUGUCGGCUCUACACAGCUUGUCAGACUUUGCUCACCGAGGCAGGUGCCAGUGGCACUCUGGCAGCUCGAUCAUGGGAGAAAGUCUGCCGCCGUGCGGACCCAGAGAAGUGCUGGGCCAGCUUUCGGCGGGGCUUCCUGUUCGCCAGGACAAGCACGUUUGGUCCUGGCGAUUGUGCUCACCAGGCCUUGCUGGAGCAGUGCGACGUUAACUUGAUGAUGGGCGGCGAAGGAGUGGAGGACUGCUCACGCUGCGUCUAUGCUUCUCUCGGCUCGGGGCGAAGGCGACGGUGGCAGCAGAAGCGUCAGCUCUCGGGCAACUUCGCUUCUGGGUCCCAGCUGGAAAUCUCUUGCUGGUCCGGGCGCUACGCUGCAGUGACCCCUUGGAAGGCUGGUACCCAGAGCAAGAGCUAUCGGCUGAGCUGCUCCGGUGGGAAGUGGUGGGGUCCCCAUGGUGAGCCCGGCUUCUCCGGCUUUGCAUGCGGGCCAUGUGUGCAGGUGGUGCAGCCGGACUAUGUGGGCUAUCAGGAGAAGGGCGAGCAAGAGCUGUUCUUCCUGCCCAACCUGGACCUCAACAUCGGCUUCGAUGCCUUGACACCUAUGGUCGUUUCCUCCACGGGCGACCUCGUCGAUGGCUCGCUGAAGGGAAGGCCUCGAAACGAGAGCAUCGAGGCCGGGCCUCAAGAGGACAGCUCGCUGCUGCAGUGGAGGGCCCGGGCUGAAAGCCGUGGAGCGGGCCCACAAGGAGCUAUCGGGGUUUGGAGCGUGCGCCACAAUCUUUUCAGCGAUCGCACCUUCCAGCUUAGCACGGGUCUGGUCAACAGCAAGUGCUUGGAAGGCUCUGCGCUCGAGUUUGACACGUCGGCCUGUCAGACGAGCUUUGUGGCCAAGCAGCAGUUCCAGCAUCCAUCGGUUCUGUCCACACUGGAACGGGCAGUCCAGACCAAGUUCCUCCGAAAGAGCCAGGUGCCGCCCAGGCAAGAUCCGAAGCAAGAAGGAUCGGACACGUUGCUGAAAUCCAGCUUCACUCGCGACUGUGGGAGUUUUGCACUGGCCAACCUGUCCUUCCACGAGGCCCCAGAGUUCACUGGCUGCGGCCUCGCUUCUGCUGCGGCAAUGCCCACUGCCACCCGGCUUUUCCACGUGGUGCCUUCAGUCAGGUUCUUGCAGCCAGACACGGGCCUAUGCUUCAACGUGAAAGAUCUGUCUGUGCUGAAUGAGCAGUACAACACUGACUUUGCACCGUGCGUGGAUGGUUACAACGACUUUUUUUGGAACGGGUCGCAGCUGGUUCUCCUUGCAAAGCCCACGCUAUGCUUUGGUAUGGGGCGUGGUACGCCUGUUGCGGAAAAGGUCAUCCUGCCGACCACCAUCGACUACUGUUCUUGGGAAGCAACGACGCAAUGGUCCGUGUCCAACGCGACCUUCCAGGGUGUUGGCAUGUGGAACUUCGGUUGCUAUAAUGCGAAGUAUGAGGAUUUUGACCACUGUACCUCCAUCCGCUAUAAACAGAUGCACAUGGUGGAUGUGGUCAACGAAAUCAAGUGUCCGCGUGACUCCGUUGUGAGCUACAUACACAAGGAUCCCAACAGCCUGUCCAUCAAGUAUCGAUGCAAUCGGAUGGUCUCCAUGGGCUCCUGUUUCCCGUACCAGACCCCGCCCUUCGAGAACUCCGGUGAGGCCUUCCUGCAGUCCCACGCAAGCUGUCCCCUGGGCUCCGGCCUCCAGGAGUUGCAGGUCGUGGAGUCAGCAGUUUCCGUGUCUUUCCGGAUUCUGUGUUGCUACAUGAGCCCGCUCGCCAUGGGCGCGAUCGUGACAGGCGGAGCGCCUCGUCUUCACAACUGGGAGGGCGCCUACUGCCCCUAUGAACGCGAUGAAAGUGGUCGAUUGAAAUACUCGCAGCAGUCCAGCUUCGGGCUGAGCAAAAGCGGUGAGCUGGCUUUCAACUGGUCCACGGGCCAGUGGUGUUUGACAGCCACGAUUUGGUUCAAGGAGACAGUGACCUGCGUGGAUAGCACGGUGGCAGAAGUCUUGGACGAUGGGGUGCUCCAUGGCCCAAGCUGGUCAGUGGUGCCGGUCACGGACUUCGACGGAGAAUACGUCGCGCAGGGUCCAAUUGAGCGGGACUUCUCGCCACCACGGCAGCCACCGAGGCCCAAGCCGACGUUGCUCACCUUCGCCUCCAGCGAAGCCCAGAUCGCGGAAGAGUGCAAGGAGCUGGUCCCGGACUGGGAGGAUGUCAGCAAAGAGUUGCCCGCAAGCAAUCCAUGCCAAUUCGUGUCGGGGAAGCCCUGGGCCAAGAACCCGAAGAAAGCGGCUCUGGAAGAUGAAGGCGAGGGCUAUGCCAGCUACUGGGACACAGUGAAUAAUGUUGGGGGCGCCGGCUUCAGCUACGAGCAGGUGUUGGAUUGCUUCGCUCGAGAGGAUGCGCGGAACCGAAUGGAUCUAGAGGACGAGUAUGAUGCCGCCAGAAUCGUCACAAGCUUGAACGAGGUGAACGUCUUUGUCCAUGGCGUCUGCUCUGCUAUUCCAUCUUCUGUCCUCUCCCCCUUCGGCUUCGGAUUGAUGGAGAACUGGGGAGACAUUUGCGGUUCUGUGUUUGAAAAAGGACUGGUCGAAAGCAGUACCUGGUUCACGGAAGCACGGACUGCGAGGGGCAUCUCUGAGCGCGCAGAUGCCGCUCAGAAUGACUGCAUCGGUGCGGCUGCUGCAUUCGCCCGGGUGGUCUGCGACCUCCACUGCGUGAAGGAUGCCAUCCAAAGCGGCAAUUUGGCGGUGCGCCAGUCCUUAGAGCAGGCCGUUGCGGUGCUCAACAGGAACUUCGACCUCCUGACCGAGUACUCGACCGAGAAGUUGACUUCCAAGUUGGAUGCCUUGAAGGACGAGAUCAGCGACUUGAGCCCAGACGCCGGCGGCGGCCUGGACCUGCAGGGCAUCCGGAGGUCGCUGAACUCGAGGCUGGCGCGUCUGCACAAGCUCCUGUCCUUUGGUCGGCUUAGCCCUGCGGGGCGCUCCUCCUCGGAGCGAGCCCUCCGGAGCUUCAUGGCCGGCCUGGAGCCCUCUGGGUCCAAUGCCAGCCUGCAGCACCUGAUCGACAAGGAAGACCUGCUGCAUGGCGCCCUGCUCUCCGCCAGUGGACAGGGCCUGGAGCGAGGUAGCCAUGCGGUGGCGGAAGAGGUGGCUGCUGCUGCCAGGGCCAUGGAGACCCUGUCGCGCUCCCGGAAUCAUCUGCUUGGCGUCUACCACCACCGCUCGGACGAGUGGAAGCAGCGGCAAAGAAAGCAGCGUGCGUCCAUCCGACUGAGGGAGGACAGCACCGCUUGGCUGCUUGUGGAGCUCGACAGCACAUGGUGGCAGCUGAGAGCUGCUUUCGAUAAGUACCUGACGCAAGCCAAGAGCUAUUCAUUGGCUUUUUCCGACGCAGUGAAACUCCUCCAGUCGUACAUCUCUUGCUCAAUCCAGUUUGUGGAUCUACGCGCAGGCUACAGGAUCUUUCAGAAGGUGGAGGCUCUCCACGAGGAGGCGCUGCAGGAGGCUUGGUCAGCUAUGAUACCUCUGGCAGGCCUCCUGGUCUCCAAGGUUCUGGAUAGCCGGGCCAUGACCAAGCUGAGCAAGGAGGAUUCGGAGACGCUCCAUUUGUUGGGCCUGAGCUCCGAGAGCUGCGGAAGCUUCGACGCUGUCGUGAACCGAAGCUUCGACGAGGGCCUCUCCGGUCAGACGGCCCGGCAAAUGAGCAUCCUCUUGAAGGAGCUCGGGCUGCUGCGGAGAGCCUUCGAAGCCAAAGGCGCCGCUCCUCAGGAUCCAGAGGUCUUGGAGCAGUUGCUGGACCGCACGCGGGAAGCCAUGGAGGAGAGACUCGCGGUACGGCGAGUCCUGGCUGAGCGCAUGCGGCAACAGCUCUGUGGCAAUCACUCGCGGGGAUCUCCGAUGGUGGCGCGAAGUGAAACGUAG